UCAUAGUUUCAACGGAAUGGAAUUACCAGUCUAUUUUAAGACAGCUGAUUCGAAACCUUGUGGCUUCUUGAGACACAAUUCAAGUUGUGAGGAAAUGAGUCACUUCGUUUGUUAAUUAAUUAAAUAUGUAUUCUUCCCUCCUUCGCGCAUAACCUUUAGAUAAUUCGUGUCAUAUAAACUUUUAAUAAAUGGGUCCACAUAAUGUUAAUUGUUUACUUGUAUUUAUACAAUGCACUGGGUCCAGUCAUUCAUUAUUUACCUGUUAAUUUAAGACGUAAUAAAAAAUAACAGUUAAAUAAUUGUAACAAUCAACAUCUUUACAAAAUAUUUGUACAAUGAACACAUAGUUCAAUUUUGUUGAACAUUUAAUUAACAAAUACAACAAUUACAAUAGAAAAAAAAGGAACUUGAUCCAAAAGCUAACGGCCGUAAGCUUUAUUUGCCGUUGAAGUUUUGAGCAAAUCGGGCCAGAUUCCGCUUUUAAAAGAAGCCACUGCCAAAAUGCUAUACUUUUUGUACUACUACUAUUUAUUUAAUAAGUUUAAAUUAUGUACGUAUGUUCCAGUUAAGUUACAGUACAGUUCUGUGCAUAAUUUACGGCUUUUGUAGUAAAAACAAAAGUACGCAAUACAUUGUACUUUCGAUUUAGCAUAUAAUUUCAGCGAAUUCCUUUUAAUUCGUUCUUCGCAUUGAAAACGCAUGAACAAAGUAUAUGAUAUUGGAUCACUGUGCUAUUAAUCACGCGAGAGAAAUCGUAGCAGCCUUCAAUUAUAACAGAAAGGACAAUUAACAACAUUUAUUUAUAGACGCAGUUUGGGAUUCUAUUAAUCACGAGCCGUUUUCCAGGAUGGCUAAAUAAACCCAGAUUGGGAGACCUUGAGCUUAGUUUUUUUAGUAUCCCAGUGACGUUUUGGGAGUGCAUUUAUGUAUACGAGCCGAAGGUUACUCAUAUCAGAUCAGUGCUGGAUUUUGUCGGGAACACAUCGUUGUUAGGCCGGACUUUUGCCGUGUAUAUUGACACUAGACAUUAUUUGAAAAUAAGACAACAGUUUUUGGCACCGCGUUUGAACGUAAAAUCUGUUGUUGUUGUUGUUUUACAUUCGUUUCAAACGAAGUUUGAUAUUUCAAGCCAACAUAAAAUUUUAUUUUUUCAUCUGUGCCGAUUUUUUUCUUUGGACAUUUUCUGCCGAGCCUUUGGCGCCUUGCAGAAAAAUGAUCACGGAAGCGUAUCAAGCUUUGGGCGUGAUCGAAAAUUUUGAAGCCGAUAGACCGUUCGAUCUUGAUUUCAAUUUUACAGGCGAGUUUCUGUAUGAGGACAUAACGGCCCCGAACACACCACUGAAAGAAAAAAAACAGGAUCCUUAUCAGAUUUUCUAUGACGCCGAAUACAGAGCACCGUGUCCUGAAAUAGUGACCAGUCCUUCGGUUGACACUCGAUUCGACGUUUGUACUGCACCGUUCUCGGAGAGUGAGACAAUAGUCAUUCCUGACGACGACGAAGAGCAACCGAAACUCGACGCCGGGGAAACGGCUGAGCGUUCCUUUGUCGAGCUAAGAGAUGCUUGUUCGCCGAUUGUCUGGAAGUCGGAUGACUCCGGAGGAGAAAGUUUGGAACUGUCGCCGGCAGCUCAGCACGGUCGCGCUGCUACAGGAAAUGACGACAACUGCAGCACCGAUCAUGAGAGCGACACCGCGCCCAGCGGGAUUCCGACAAUCGUCCACGACGCCGGAAACUCGCAUGCAUUGUCGACCUCCGACGCCGACCUUAAGCAGCGCAUGAAGGAUAAAAUUCGCUUCCGGCGGGAGUCGCAGGGUAUCGGCGAAAUAAACGUCGAAGAUUUGUUCGAGGAACCGAGACAAUACGAUCUCACGCCGGAAGAGCGCGCUAAAGAGGAGAGGCGGAAGAAGCGUAACCGCGUGUCCGCAGAGAAGUCGCGCAAGAAGCGGAUUGAAAAAGAGAAAACACUGGAACAGGAGUACGAUGAGGAAGAAAAGAAGAACACAGAGCUGGCGAAAGAGGUUCACGACCUUCGGGCCCAACUGGCGCUUCUGACAAAGGUGUGGAAAUGUCAACGUCAUUCUUCAAGCUGUCGGGUCAACAUGUUCCCUCAAUUCGAUCAAAGAGCACGAACAUGCAGCGCCUCUAACUCGGAGUCGGAAUUGUCACCAAUGAAUCCCGCUGCACCACAGUCGCCGCGUACUUCCGGUCUCACUAACAAGAGGAGCGCGUCGUCGGAUGAAGCCUUCUGUCCUGGCGCCAAGGUCCCGCGCAUGACGAAUAAUAAUGGCCAGAAAGAAUAUACACAAAUAGACAUUACAAAUGGUGCGUCUUCUGUUGAAUUCACAUCCGCAGGGUCCCGCUCUUCAGCUUUUACUCUGCAAACGUCAGUGCCAAAUCUGUCAACUAUGGCAAAUACCCCUUCACAGAUGCCAUCAACAGCAUUUGACACAACUGCAACAGACAUUUUCGCAUUGCAAGAUGCUAUAUCCAUGGCUACGUCAUAUGAUAUAAUGACGUCAUCACCAAACAAUCAUACGCCGACGUCAUUUGCCGAUUUUCCGACGACGACAUUGACUUUGUGUAAUAAUAUGCCGCAGAGUAUGACGUAUAUGCCGCAGAGUAUGACGUCACUUCCUGCUGAGACAUCAAGCUCGUAUCAGUUCACGACGUCAAACAUUAGUACAUGUGCGUCAGGAACGCCUGCGUCACUUCAGAUGACGUCAUCUUUAGUCUCGUCUAUUCCGCAGACAGAAGAACAAAAGGCCAUUGAAAUGAUAAAACAAACGCUUUUAGCAGGGAUCAAAAGUUUCAUUUGACCCUGUUUCGGUGUUUGCAUCGGUACUCGGUAAUUAUCAAACGAAAGACAGUGGGUGAUUGCAAUUAUAAAAGGACUUGUUAACACAUUGUUAUAUCUUUUAUAUGCUAUGAUAUUAAAUGUUUUAAUUUUAUACCAAUAAUACAGAAACUAAUCUUAACAUAAUAAACGAAAGAACAAGUUGAAUAAAAUAAUGCUCUUAACGGGAUUCGAACUUAGAACCUUUGCGUGGAGCAAAACCUACAGCUCUGUUACAGACUCUCUAACUGAACAGGGUAUUUAAAGCGUUGUGCAAGUUUUAUAGUAUUAUUUUGCCAGUUUAAAUUCAAUCAACGUUUUAGUUGUUUGUUUUUAGGGAGGGGGUGUCAUUUUACCAAUCUAUGAACAAGUCCCUUUAAAAUAAAUAUGUUUAUGUGUAUAUAAAACAGUUUACUGUUACAUUGUACAAUAACAUAAGUAGAUUCUCUACCAUACCAUAGUUGCAACAUUGUGUUUGUAGAAACAUUAUAGAUACUGUUACUGUAUACACUUGUACAUGAAUUUACAUCGCUUAUAGUGUUGAGUAAAUAUUGUACAAUAUUCUUGUAAGACAUUUGUAACAUCCUUUGUAUUUCUUCACUUUCGAGGACUUUGAUUAUUUUGAAUUUUCUGUAGACCGUGAAACUAAUCCUAUGUUUCAAAGAAAUGCUUCAUUACUAAAGUUUACACAUUGUUGUCUAUGUUUGAAGAUGUUUGCAUAUAUUUGUUAAAUUAUUUGUCUGUGAUACAGUAAACUUAAAGAACACAA
Dreissena polymorpha is the source of this 3603-nucleotide messenger RNA. RefSeq lists its product as uncharacterized. NCBI's taxonomy places the organism in Eukaryota, Metazoa, Mollusca, Bivalvia, Myida, Dreissenidae. Gene Ontology annotation, cellular component: nucleus. The record is from RefSeq and is a predicted model, not a curated record. Bases 1213 to 2817 code for a protein of 534 amino acids. Gene Ontology annotation, molecular function: DNA-binding transcription factor activity, RNA polymerase II-specific; RNA polymerase II cis-regulatory region sequence-specific DNA binding. Gene Ontology annotation, biological process: regulation of transcription by RNA polymerase II. The transcript has 4 exons.